Molecule: messenger RNA, 1245 nt
Organism: Ostreococcus tauri
Lineage: Eukaryota; Viridiplantae; Chlorophyta; Mamiellophyceae; Mamiellales; Bathycoccaceae
Product: unnamed product
Exons: 1
Coding region: 1-1245 (414 amino acids)
Source: RefSeq, a predicted model, not a curated record
AUGACGACGUCGAGUGAACCGACGGAGGAACUGACGAUCGAGGCGUUCGGGAGGGCGUGUGAGGAGGCGUACGAGGCGCUGCGUGAGGACGUGAAGCCGCUGGCGUUGGCGUACUUUGUGCGAGAGCGGCAAAGCGGGACGAUUCGGCUCGAGACGGGGACGCGACGAAGGACGAGCGACGGCGAGGAGGCGGUCGUGGCGGGACUCGUCAGGGCGAACGCGGGAGAUGAAAACGCGCGAGCGAUGGUGUACGAGGAGGAGCGGCGCAUGAAAACGGCCAUGCACGCCGCGGCACCGGGGGUGAGCAACGCGUUUCGGGAGAACGCGUGCGGACGCGUCAAGUGCUCGGCGGCGACGAGAAACGGAGACCCAGGACGACGAUCGAGCGUCGGCGCGGUGAACGGCGCGGUGAAUGGGGCCAAGGCUGGUGGUGGUGCGCCGCCGCGAGCGAGCGGCGCCGCUCAUGCGGCCGGGGCGAAGGAUGGUGAUGCGGUGAAAAAGGAGGCGGGCGGACCAAAGACGCAUUCAUUGAUGUCCAUGUUCGCGAAUGCGCCCAAGCCCAAGACGGCGGCGACGAAGGUCGCAGAGGCGAAGAAAGCGACGACACCAAAGACGAUGACGCCACCAAAGCCAAAGGUGACGACAACGCACAAACCAAAGGCUCCCGCGAACGCGGACGCGGCGAUUUUGGCCGCCGAAGAGGACGAGAGCGAAGACGACGAUUCGGACGACGAACUCGGCGCGGAGCGAAAACCGAGAAGGAAACGCGCGGUGAUGAUUGAGUCAGAGGACGAGGAGAGCGAAGAAGAGGCGGAGGCGAUGGAAAUUAAUGACGAACCUGAGGCUGCGCGAACGCCGACGCCAAAGAAGAAGCCGGCAACUCCCAAGAAAAAGCCGGCUACUCCCGAGAAAAAGCCGGCUACUCCGAAGAAGACGCCACCUUCCUCUAAGCGCAAGGCGGUGGCGACACCCACGAAGGACGAAGAGAAUGAUGAGAAUCUCGCGAACGACGCACCGAGCCAACCAAACUCCCGCCCGCAGUCUGUGACGAAGAAACCGAAGAAGGAAAAGGGUUUGUCAAAGAAGGCGCUCUUGGCACGCCGCAUCAAGAAAACCAUCGAAGAAAUGGAUGAAGAAACGGGCGAAGAGACGAUGCGCACGAUCUACGUCGACGAGUUCGACAAUGAGCUCAACGAUGACGGUACGUACAAGGAUCCAGAAAACGUGAAAACGGUCAAGGCUUGA